AUGUCAUUUUUGUCUGACAAAUAUGAUGAGGCGGUGCUUGAGAUUAAUAAUUUAAAAGCAGAGUGUAACAAAAAUCAGCAGAUUAUAAAAACAUUAGAAAAUAAGGUAGACUUUUUGGAAAAAAAUUUGAGAGCAGCAUCACUUGAAAUAAAAAAUGUACCAUUACAGUGUCCUGAAACCCGUGAAACCCUAAUAAGCACAAUCCAAAAACUUGGCAAUAUUAUUAAUCAUCCCGUACUAGAACAGGAUAUUGCAAAUAUUUUUCGUUUGAAGAGUAAGAAGGAAUCAGUGGGUACAGUUAUUGUGGAAUUCUCGUCAGCGGCAGCAAAGCAACUAUUUUUGAAGUCAACUAAAAUCUAUAAUAAACAGAACAAGGAAAACCGUCUUAACACAACCCACUUACAAGAAAAAGGACCUAAGCACUUCUUAUACGUCUCUGAAGUGCUCACCGCCAUGACAAAGCGACUCUACUACCUUGCAAGAGAGUUUAUUAAGAGUAGUGAAUACGAGCAAUGUUGGACAGCCAACGGUAAGGUGUACAUACGCAAAAAGGAAGGGAUGCCCAGCCGACUUAUCAAGACAGAAGAUGAUCUAGCACAACUACGAAGACAAAAGUGA
This is a messenger RNA of Parnassius apollo (apollo), 618 nucleotides long. The record is from the annotation of a GenBank genome assembly. NCBI's taxonomy places the organism in Eukaryota, Metazoa, Arthropoda, Insecta, Lepidoptera, Papilionidae.